Chelonus insularis is the source of this 1622-nucleotide messenger RNA. It is a transcript of the gene Pgk, whose product is annotated as phosphoglycerate kinase. Bases 224 to 1471 code for a protein of 415 amino acids. Gene Ontology annotation, cellular component: cytosol. NCBI's taxonomy places the organism in Eukaryota, Metazoa, Arthropoda, Insecta, Hymenoptera, Braconidae. Gene Ontology annotation, biological process: gluconeogenesis; glycolytic process. The transcript has 5 exons. The record is from RefSeq and is a predicted model, not a curated record. Gene Ontology annotation, molecular function: ADP binding; ATP binding; phosphoglycerate kinase activity.
CGUUAAAAAUUGAAAGGCGAUUGACAACACACGAGGUUGCUUUAUACAACGUCCUUUGUUUGACAUUGAUUCAUCAUUUUAUUGAAUUAAUACAAAUCGUUUGAGUAUUCAUCGACGAUUAUACUAAUUGUCAUUUGUUAAAUUAUAUUAAAUAUAUAACAUAACUUAAUUUAAAAUUCGCGUGUGGUUUAAUUUUUUCUCAAGAAGUUAUUUUUCCAUUAAUAUGGCUUUAAAUAAACUCAGCGUUGACAAAGUGGAUCUUGCCGGUAAAAGAGUAUUAAUAAGAGUUGACUUCAAUGUACCACUCAAAGAAGGAAAAAUUACUAAUAACCAACGAAUUGUUGCUGCCUUGGACACUGUCAAAUAUGCUCUUGAUAAAAAAGCUAAAAGUGUUGUAUUAAUGUCUCACUUAGGGCGACCAGAUGGUUCAAAAAAUCUUAAAUAUACUUUGAAACCUGUAGCAGAUGAGCUCAAAUCUCUGCUUGGAAAAGACAUUUUAUUUUUGGAUGAUUGUGUAGGACCAAGCGUUGAAGCUGCAUGUGCUGAUCCUGCACCUGGUUCUAUUAUACUUUUAGAAAAUCUUAGGUUCCAUGUUGAAGAAGAAGGCAAAGGUGUUGGACCUGAUGGUAGCAAGAUCAAAGCAGAUAAGGACAAAGUGGCUGAAUUUCGUGCAUCUCUGAGAAAACUUGGUGAUGUUUAUGUUAAUGAUGCUUUUGGUACUGCUCACCGAGCUCACAGUUCUAUGAUGGGAGAUGGUUUCGAUAUAAGAGCAAGUGGUUUCUUAUUGAAGAAAGAACUUGAAUACUUUGCCAAAGCUUUAGAUAAUCCAGAAAAACCAUUCCUUGCAAUCUUGGGUGGAGCUAAGGUUGCUGAUAAAAUACAAUUGAUCAAUAAUUUAUUAGAUAAAGUUAAUGAAAUGAUCAUCGGCGGUGGUAUGGCUUAUACUUUCCUUAAAGUAACUAAAGGAAUGAAGAUAGGAAAUUCCCUCUUUGAUGAAGAAGGAGCUAAAAUAGUUAAUGAUCUUCUAGAAAAAGCGAAAAAAAAUAAUGUUCAAGUUCAUCUUCCUGUUGAUUUUGUAACUGCAGAUAAAUUUGCAGAAGAUGCAGCAGUUGGAGCAGCAGAUGUUGAAGGAGGUAUUCCAGAUGGAUGGAUGGGGCUUGAUGUUGGACCAAAAUCACGUGAAUUAUUUGCAGAACCAAUCAAGAGAGCGAAAGUAAUCGUUUGGAAUGGACCUGCUGGUGUCUUUGAAUUUGAAAAUUUCAGUAAAGGAACUAAAAGCUUAAUGGACAAUGUAGUUGAAGCAACAACUCGAGGAGCUAUUACAAUUAUAGGAGGAGGUGAUACAGCUACGUGUGCAGCCAAGUGGAAAACCGAAGAUAAAGUUAGCCAUGUUAGUACUGGUGGUGGUGCUAGUUUGGAAUUGUUGGAAGGAAAAGUACUUCCUGGAGUAGAUGCUCUUUCUCCUGCAUAAAAGUAUUUAGAUUAUAUCGUAUUAUUAAAAAGAAUAUAUGAUGUAGAUCGUUGUAUCAUUGUAUGAUUAAUAUUACAUUCAAAUGUAAAAUUUAUUGAAGUUCGUAUUGUAUGUAAUAAGUGAAAUAAAUAAAGUAAAUUGGAAAUAUUAA